AUGGACGAGGACGAGGACGAGGACGAGGACGAGGACGAGGACAAGGACAAGAACGAGGACGAGGACGAGGACAAGGACAAGGACAAGGACAAGGACGAGGACGAGGACGAGGACGAGGACGAGGACGAGGACGAGGACGAGGACGAGGACGAGGACGAGGACGAGGACGAGGACGAGGACGAGGACGAGGACGAGGACGAGGACGAGGACGAGGACAAGGACGAGGACGAGGACGAGGACGAGGACGAGGACGAGGACAAGGACAAGGACAAGGACAAGGACGAGGACGAGGACGAGGACGAAGACGAGGACGAGGAGCGGCUUCACUUCCUCCCACGUCCUCCUCAUGCGCAAACAGCCUCCACAAGCCUGCUCCGGGUCCCCGGCCGUCGCCCGGCCCGGCCCGCUGCCGCCGGUGCCCGCCGGGUGACUCAGUUUCUGAACUAA
Molecule: messenger RNA, 447 nt
Organism: Guillardia theta CCMP2712
Lineage: Eukaryota; Cryptophyceae; Pyrenomonadales; Geminigeraceae
Exons: 2
Coding region: 1-447 (148 amino acids)
Source: RefSeq, a predicted model, not a curated record